Colletotrichum acutatum is the source of this 2256-nucleotide messenger RNA. RefSeq lists its product as uncharacterized. The transcript has 2 exons. The record is from RefSeq and is a predicted model, not a curated record. Lineage: Eukaryota; Fungi; Ascomycota; Sordariomycetes; Glomerellales; Glomerellaceae. The coding region runs from base 1 to 1890 and encodes 629 amino acids.
AUGGACGAUCCUUCGAGACAAGACUCUUCCCGCCUACCCAAGGCCUUCGAAAAGCGUCGUCAGCAGAAACAAUCGGACGCGACUGCGGCUUCUUCAAGGGCUGUCUCCUUGGAACAGGCCAUGAUAGCUAACCUUCACCUCGAAGAAAGGCUUGAAGCUGAGUCUAAAGGAGAGCCAAUCGAGGCCUGUCUUAAGCGAAUGCUUUCAACCAAGUCAACAAUCUCUACGGCUUCGUCUUUUGCGAAGCGUCAGCAAGCGUCGGUUGGCGUCGCUGCAAAAUUCCGGGAGAUCGGUACAGGCUCCAUCGGCAAAGUGUUCGAGCAUCCCGGCACCACGUUCGCCUACAAGCUGUCUCUCACGAAGCAGCAUGAUAAGUUGUGGAACAACUACAUCAUGCACAAGCGAAGUGAGACCGCGUUCAAUUCGCUUAAGUUCUAUCCUGCCUGGACAGGUCGAAAUUCCCAGAUGUUUCUGGUUCGCCACGCCGACUACCCAGGGCUUCUGGGGAGAGAAUCUCGACCUGUUUCCAGAUGUAUCUGGAUUUCCCCGCAAGCCGAAACAAAUUCUCUGUAUGGAAAGGAUCUUCCCUCUUCCGAAGCUCGUCCCCUCCUAGCCUCCGUUUCUGCGGAAUGGCAAACAUCUUUCGAGAAGCGUAACUUCAAGUAUUUAGCGCUUACGCGGCUUCAAGACAUCACGAUGCUCGAAGACUUCGUCGGUCCUCGUCGUCAGAUGUACGUUAGUGAGAUCUGGCUCCAUGUGCUCUUAGCACCAUACACUUCUGGAGAGCUCUGCGAGGAGGAAGACGAAGAGAUAUUGCACAACAAUGAAAUUCUCGACGAGCACUUGGAAUCUCUUUUUAGGACGCUUUCAAAAUGGCAACUAGGCUACGGCAAUGAGAAGAAUUCCGGUGUUCAUCUCCAUUUCAGUGCUGAGGCGUCUGAUGACUACGACAAUCUAUUCAGGAGUAAUGAUCCUCUCGGGGAACUCUACUAUGAUCUCGAGCUUGCUGAAGUCUUGGGGGCAAACAAGCGUAUUAUGGGAAAUCUUCUCGACUUUGAAAAUGAAACCUCCGCAUCAAGCCUGACAAGCCCGGCCGAACCUGGGUUCCCUGCGGUUCUGAGGGUUCCGAUAGUCAAAGAGUUCAGCAUUAGAGACGAACUCUACCGAAGUUUAUCAGCAGGAGCCAUUCGCUUUCUUCUUCUCAGCUUGGACAAUCUGGAAACCAUUAAGUACACAUCUUGGCGGGGCAUUGACAGAAGAGACAGAUACCAGCGAGAUAGGGCAAAUGUGGCUCUGCUUGAAAGUCUCCCACCUACGGCAAAGAGUGUCAGUUCAAGGGAGGCUCGACAUGACAAGUUCCAUGGGCCGUUCGACGAGCCUGGUCCCAGCCGCGAUAUUGCUCGGGUGGCCGUACUGGCAUGCUUUCAUCUAGUUUCCUUCAGCUCGCUGUCUGUUCUCGACGCCAUGCAUUUCUUCAAUGAAGUUAUUCAACUAUCCAUGCCGCCGAUGAUGGAAUAUCUCGACCGCUGGUCAUCUCUCGAAGCGGUGGCCCUCACGUCUCCCUUCCUUAAUUCAAAGCUAGAUGAGGCAUACACUCAAGGCCUACUUCAACAAGCAGCUGCGGCCGCAAUGCACUUGCCAAAUCUCAAGGUCAUGGAACUGUGGCAGACCUGGAAGCCUGCGGCGAUCCUGUUCCGUUACGAAGUGUCGGGCCACACAGUCGAGGUCUCGUAUGGCGCAUCAUGGGAUCUGAAGUUGCAUCAGGAUAUUUGUGAUGGAUGGGAGGUGGCGAAACAUCAUGGAAAUCUCUUUUUUGAUAUUCAGCUCAAGGUACUCGACAUUCCUGCCAGUGCUGAUAUCGAUGCCAAGCUUCGUGUCAAUUCAUAUUAGAGGGAAAGUGUCGGACCAAUUUUCUAAGCGUCUAUAUUUGCCUACAAGUAUAGCUUCUUUGUAAUGCUGCCCAUCCAUUUAAUAAACAGCUUAAUGGCCUUCAGUCUUUACAAAAUCUUGACUGAGCCACCAUUAGCAGCAAUGACACUUCCAUUGAUCCAGCGCGCCGCCUCGCUCACAACCAGACCCACAACUUUGGCAACAUCAUCUGGAAGUCCGACUCCAUUGUGAAUUGAUUUCCCCUCGCUCAGAACCCUCAAUGCGGCUUCGCGCAUAUCCGGCGAUGCACUCCCAGUGAGCGCAUCCGUCGCCGUACCACCCACUGAGAGGGAGUUCACUGUAGUUCCCAGCGUCUUUGUGUCCUGG